This is a messenger RNA of Pipra filicauda (Wire-tailed manakin), 1593 nucleotides long. RefSeq names its product makorin ring finger protein 2 (gene MKRN2). Gene Ontology annotation, biological process: protein polyubiquitination. Gene Ontology annotation, molecular function: metal ion binding; ubiquitin protein ligase activity. The record is from RefSeq and is a predicted model, not a curated record. The transcript has 8 exons. NCBI's taxonomy places the organism in Eukaryota, Metazoa, Chordata, Aves, Passeriformes, Pipridae. The coding region runs from base 58 to 1275 and encodes 405 amino acids.
CGCGGAACCCGCGUGCGCGGCGCGGGGAGCCAGCCGGGUGGACAGAGCGGCGGCACCAUGAGCACCAAGCAGGUGACGUGCAGGUAUUUCCUGCAGGGAGUGUGUCGGGAGGGGAGCAAGUGCCUGUUCUCACACGAUCUGUCCACCAGCAAGUCCUCCACCGUCUGCAAGUACUACCAGCGGGGGCAGUGCGCCUACGGCUCCCGCUGCAGGUACGACCACGUGAAGCUCCCGGCCCCGAGCGGGGCCGCGGCCCCGCUGCCCCCCGCUGCCCCCCUGAGCCCCCGGCAGCCCCCGGAGCACGGCCCCGGCACCCGGAGCAGGAGGGAGAAGAGGACGCUGGUGCUCAGGGACAGGAAUCUGUGCGGCUCAGGAGAGGAGAAGCCGCCACCGGGCGCCCCCGGGGACGGGGGGAGCUGCAGUGAGCCUGCGGAGAGCCUGGAGGUGAAGCCCCACUCGUACUUGGAGGCCAUCUGCAGUGGGCUGGCAGAGCCCGGGCCCGAGGUGCCCUGCGGGGCCGGGGGGCAGCUGUGCCCCUACUCGGCCCGGGGGCCGUGCCCCGUCGGGGAGCGCUGCCCGUACCUGCACGGGGACCUGUGUGACAUCUGCGGCCUCCACGUGCUGCACCCCCACGACCCCGAGCAGAGGAGGGCCCAUGAGAUGAUGUGCAUGGCCACGUUUGAGCACGACAUGGAGAAGGCCUUUGCCUUCCAGGCCAGCCAGGACAAGGUGUGUUCCAUCUGCAUGGAGGUGGUGUACGAGAAACCAUCGGCCUCGGAGAGGAGGUUUGGGAUCCUGUCCAACUGCACCCACACCUACUGCCUGUCCUGCAUCCGGCAGUGGAGGUGUGCCAAGCAGUUUGAGAACCCCAUCAUCAAGUCGUGCCCCGAGUGCCGAGUGAUCUCCGAGUUUGUCAUCCCCAGUGUGUACUGGGUGGAGGAGCAGGAGAAGAAGAAUGAGCUGAUUGAAGCCUUUAAGCAGGGAGUGGGGAAAAAGCCCUGCAAGUACUUUGAGCAAGGGAAGGGGACGUGCCCCUUUGGCGGGAAGUGUCUGUACCUCCACGCGUACCCCGACGGCACCCGCGCCGAGCCCGAGAAACCCCGCAAGCAGCUGAGCUCCGAGGGCACAGUGCGGUUCUUCAACUCGGUGCGUCUGUGGGACUUUAUCGAGGACAGGGAGAGCCGGGCGGCGCCGGACACGGACCAGGUCACGGAGCUGGGGGAGCUGUUCAUGCACCUCUCGGGGGCUGAGGAGGACCCCACUGCUGCCCAGUGAACGCAGCACAGCCCUCCACCCACAGCAGUGCAGCUAUUGAUUAGCCUUGCCUUUACCCUCUGCAGCACAGGUAGAACAAAAGUGCCCUGUGGUUUACUGUGCAGUCCCGGUGAAGUUUUCAGAUAGUUUUUGUAUGGCAACAAAAAUACUAAAAUAUAUUUAAAAAAAAUAAAUUGACUGCAUGGAAAAAAAAAAUCCCUUAAUCACAAGAGGGUUUUCUCCCUCUCUGGCCCAACAUAUGCUGUCUUGUGAGCUGAGUGGUAGUGUAAAUACAGUGCCAGGUAAAGCUUAAGCUGGUAAAAACUGUUGCUAAAUAGA